This is a messenger RNA of Trichoderma virens Gv29-8, 2460 nucleotides long. Its product is annotated as glycoside hydrolase family 92 protein. The record is from RefSeq and is a predicted model, not a curated record. Lineage: Eukaryota; Fungi; Ascomycota; Sordariomycetes; Hypocreales; Hypocreaceae. The transcript is spliced from 3 exons. Gene Ontology annotation, molecular function: peptide-N4-(N-acetyl-beta-glucosaminyl)asparagine amidase activity; carbohydrate binding. Bases 1 to 2460 code for a protein of 819 amino acids. Gene Ontology annotation, cellular component: cytosol; nucleus. Gene Ontology annotation, biological process: protein deglycosylation; carbohydrate metabolic process; glycoprotein catabolic process.
AUGGCGACAAUAAACAGAGCUAUCAAGGCUGUAGGUCUAUUCUAUGGACUUGCAGCCACCACCCAGGCUCAAGCUGCCUCCUUUGACCCCUUGACAUAUGUCGACUUGCUCAUCGGCAGCAGCAAUGGCGGUAAUGUUUUCCCAGGGGCCACUCUUCCAUUUGGCAUGGCCAAGGCUGUGGCCGAUACGAAUAGCGGUAGCAAUCAGGGCGGAUUUACGCUGGACGGCUCAUCUGUCACCGGUUUCAGCGUCAUGCACGACUCUGGCACCGGAGGCUCGCCGUCACUUGGUAACUUCCCACUAUUUCCGUAUACUUCUUGCCGAGGCGGCGAAGUAGACGGCUGUUCUUUUCCCAAGAAUGAUCGUGUCAAGUUUGGCAGCUUCUCCAACGAGAGCGUUGUUGCGAAGCCGGGAUACUUUGGCAUAACACUUAACAGCGGGCCUAAGGUUGAGAUGACAACAACUCAACACGCUGCGUUGUUCAAAUUCACGUUUCCAAAUGCAGGCCCUGACGAUAAGCCCCUUAUCCUUCAAGACCUGACAGAUCUUUCGAAUUCGAGGCAAGAUAACGGCACCGUGAGUGUUGAUGGAAAGACUGGCCGCUUUACUGGCAAUGCUAUUUUCGUUCCCAGCUUUGGCACUGGUACCUAUAAGCUGUACUUUUGUACAGAUUUCUCAGGAGCGGACAUUUAUGACAAUGGCAUCUUUGUGAACUCACGUGCCAGUGCCGACGUCAAAGAUCUUACCAUCUCGCGCUCUAUCAAUGGCUACCCGUUGCCAGGUGGUGCCUUUAUCCGCUUUAAUAGCGCUCAAAAUCCCAUAUAUGCUCGUACGGGCGUCAGUUUUAUCAACAGUGCUCAAGCUUGCUCCAAUGCCGAGAAAGAAAUUACUAAAUGGGAUCUCGACAAGUACGCCAGCGAAGCCGCCGAUAUCUGGCGGAAGAAGCUUUCUCCUAUUACCAUCAAAGCUGGUAAAGGGGUGAGCGACGACUACAUCACGUCAUUUUACUCGGGAAUUUAUCGCACACUGGUCAAUCCUCAAAAUUACACUGGAGAGAAUCCUCUCUGGAAUGAUGGCGAGCCGUACUAUGACUCCUUUUAUUGCAUUUGGGAUUUGUUCCGAUCUCAAAUGCCAUUUAUGACUAUUUUGGAUCCUGCGGCUCUCACAGAGCAGAUUCGUUCGCUGAUAUCUACCUAUGAACAUUUGGGCUGGCUGCCUGAUUGCCGAAUGAGUCUCUGUCCGGGAUAUACCCAGGGUGGCUCAAAUGCAGACAAUGUCUUGGCAGAUGCCUAUCUUAAGGGCCUCAAAGAUGGCAUCGAUUGGGAAAAGGGUUAUGAGGCUGUUGUUAAAGACGCAGAAGUUGAGCCUUAUGCAUGGUCCACAAGCGGUAGGGGAGGCUUGGACUCGUGGAAGAGGCUCAAUUAUAUUCCCGUACAAGACUUUGACUACAAGGGCUUUGGAACCAUGACACGCACCAUUAGUCGUACACUUGAGUACAGCUAUAAUGACUUUUGCAUCUCCCAAAUUGCUGGAGGACUGGGUAAAAAGCAGGAUCAAGAGAAAUAUAUCGAAUCCAGCGGCAAUUGGCAAAAUCUGUUCAAAGCUGACCAGACAUCAUUCUACUCAAACGGAACCAACACCGGAUUCGAAGGCUUCUUCCAGGCCAAGUUUUUAAACGAGACCUGGUUCACACAAGACCCAUUGAUGUGCAGCAACUUAGAUUCCAAGAGCAUAUGCUCACUUCAGAACUCCGGGGCUGAAACAUUCGAAAGCAGCACUUGGGAAUACGGCUUCUUUGUUCCACACGAUCAGGCUAGCUUACUCAACCUUUAUGGUGGCUCUGACGCCUUUGUUGAUCGCCUCUCUUAUAUGCACGAUCAAGAGAUCACAUAUAUUGGCAAUGAACCUAGUUUUCUCACUGUCUUCCAAUAUCAUUAUGCUGGUCGGCCAGCUUUGUCCGCCGAACGCAGCCAUUUCUAUAUCCCCAGGUUUUUUGCUCCUGCACCAGAUGGGUUGCCAGGUAAUGAUGACAGCGGCGCCAUGGGUAGUUUUGUUGCCUUCUCCAUGAUGGGCCUAUUCCCAAAUCCUGGCCAGGAUGUCUAUCUCAUUAUUCCACCUUACUUCGAGAGCGUCAGCAUCAAGAGCCCAAUUACAGGCAAAACUGCGACUAUACGCAACAUUAACUUCGACCCCACCUACAAGAAUGUGUAUAUUCAAAGGGCUACCUUAAAUGGCAAGCCUUAUACGAAGAAUUGGAUUGAUCAUAGUUUCUUCCUUGAAGGAAAGGAGCUUGUGCUUACUCUUGGUACCAGAGAAAGUUCGUGGGGAACCAGGGUUGAGGAUCUUCCGCCGAGUUUGAGCCCUUACAAUAGUAGCAGCAUUGCUCACACGUCUGCUCCUGCAAGAAGAUCGUAUCAGCCGCGUUUUGAAAGUGGAAAUGUGGGGAUGAUGUUUCAUUGA